AUGAUGUUUGAUGCGAUCUGGAGCCUGCAGACCCUAAAGUGGCUGCUCAUAGCGAGCGUACCCGUCUGGAUCAUCGCCGACGGUCUCUACAGCCUCUUCUGGCACCCUCUCCGGAAGUAUCCCGGACCCUGGUAUUGCGCGGUCUCGCGACUGCCCAUCGCGUACAAGAAUGCUUCGGGUCGCUACUACAAGUGGGCCGACGGGCUGCACAAGAAGUACGGCCCUGUCGUGCGCACGAGCCCGAGCGAUCUGAGCUUCACCAACCCGGAGGCGUGGAACGAUAUCUUCAGCCACCGCCCGCAGUUGGCCAAGACGCCGUUUGCGUACCCUCCGGCCAGCGCGGACCUGCCGGAUACCAUCAUGACGGCGGGCGACGCGUACCAUGCUCGGCUUCGUCGCAGCGUCGCCGCGGGGUUCAGCUACAAGGCCAUGGACGAGGUCGAGCCCAUUAUUCAGGGCCGCAUUGAUGAGAUGGUGGCGGCGCUGCGCCAUGACUGCUCUCAAGGGUCGCAGAACGUGCGGCAGUGGAUCACUUGGACCAUCACGGACAUCAUCGGAGACCUCGCGCUGAGUACCGACUUUGAGUGCAUCAAGGAGCGGCGCCACCACCCAUGGACAGCGGCCAUCUUCCCGAAUCUCAAGGGUAUCAUGCUGCUGAAUCAGUUGCGACGUCUCGGCCUCUCCACUCCUGUCGGCGCCCUGCUCAGUACCAACGCUGCAAAAAGAGCAAGGGAUAAGAUCAGGCUAUUUACCGUGGAUCAUGUACAAGCCCGUCUUGCGCGAGAGCGUACAGAAGAAGGCAAGCAAACCAAGGAUCUGUUGGGUAUGAUUGUUCGCGAUCCAGAGAAUCAAAAGGACCCCUUGAGCGAUCCAGAAAUUGCGGCGCUUUCGCUGACUCUCGUCAUCGCCGGCAGCGAGACUACGACGACAGCGCUGGCCGGCAUGAUGUAUUAUCUGACCAAGUCACCUCGAGUGCUGAAGAAGUUGACAGAAGAAAUCCGCACGGCGUUCCCAACAGCUGCAGAUAUUACAACGAAGAACGCGGUGAAGCUGAGAUAUCUCAAUGGAGCGGUCGAAGAAGCUCUGCGGCUCUUCAUCCCGGCGCCUAGUUUGCCGCCCCGGAUUGUGCCAAAGAGUGGCCAUAAGAUAGGCGGCGAGUGGAUUCCCGGCGGUACUGGCGUCACUAUUGCCAACUACCACAACUCACACUCCGAUGAAUUCUUCGACAAUGCAUCCGAUUUCCGACCGGAGCGCUGGAUAGACGGUGGUGAGGGCAGCCACACGAAACGACACGUCAAGAACGCGUACUCGGCGUUCAGUGCUGGGCCGCGCAACUGCGUGGGCAAGACGCUCGCCUUGACAGAGAUGCGGCUGCUUACAGCCAAGCUAUUGUGGCAUUUUGAUAUGGAGUUAGAUGGUCCACAUGAUGGCUGGCUCGAAACCGCGCGUUUCUACGUGAGUACUUCGUGCCUUCUUCGGUUUCCUCUAGCAACACGGUGA
Messenger RNA from Cyphellophora europaea CBS 101466, 1500 nucleotides. RefSeq lists its product as uncharacterized. Lineage: Eukaryota; Fungi; Ascomycota; Eurotiomycetes; Chaetothyriales; Cyphellophoraceae. Gene Ontology annotation, molecular function: oxidoreductase activity, acting on paired donors, with incorporation or reduction of molecular oxygen; heme binding; monooxygenase activity. The record is from RefSeq and is a predicted model, not a curated record. The transcript is spliced from 4 exons. The coding region runs from base 1 to 1500 and encodes 499 amino acids.